This is a messenger RNA of Parastagonospora nodorum SN15, 192 nucleotides long. RefSeq lists its product as hypothetical. The transcript is spliced from 3 exons. Lineage: Eukaryota; Fungi; Ascomycota; Dothideomycetes; Pleosporales; Phaeosphaeriaceae. The record is from RefSeq and is a predicted model, not a curated record. The coding region runs from base 1 to 192 and encodes 63 amino acids.
AUGGAUGGCGCGAUGCCUUUUGCCACAUCUUCUUUGACAUUUCGAAUCGUUUGUUGGAGUAACUCCGGAUUUCACGCCACCGGCGAAUCAUUGGAAGACGACAUGGGGGAGAAUGAAAUCUUCAGAAUGGGCGCAACAGACCUCGAGCCUGAGUGGGAGACGAAAGAGGAGAGACUGGGUUACCAGAGGUAG